Messenger RNA from Spinacia oleracea (spinach), 2682 nucleotides. Its product is annotated as cysteine-rich receptor-like protein kinase 10. Gene Ontology annotation, cellular component: plasma membrane. The coding region runs from base 508 to 2538 and encodes 676 amino acids. Gene Ontology annotation, biological process: protein phosphorylation. The record is from RefSeq and is a predicted model, not a curated record. NCBI's taxonomy places the organism in Eukaryota, Viridiplantae, Streptophyta, Magnoliopsida, Caryophyllales, Amaranthaceae. The transcript is spliced from 7 exons. Gene Ontology annotation, molecular function: protein serine/threonine kinase activity; ATP binding.
AAUUGAUAUCCAAAAAAGAAUUUGUAAAACAAUCAAGUUGGGAUAACCAAAGAUGAAAAUCAUCCACACGUGAGGUAUUCGCCUAGUCGGAAAAUUGAGGUCUUGGACUAGUCAAAAAACUGAAUACUUGUGUAUGAUACAUGUUCGAUUUCCCCUUUGCUCUGUUAUUUUCACCUUAUUCUUAUUACUUAUUAGACCAAACCAGAAGAAUUAGACCAGAGUAAACCAGAAAAUGCAAAAUUUACUCACCCGAAACAUACACACCUGACCAAACCAGGUGAAGAUAACACACCCGUAGAUUGAGACCAUUCCUAAUUUACAGAAAGCCUUCACCAUUUCAUAUGAAUGUUUCGGCAAUAUCUCAAGUGUAUUGGCACAAAGUCAACAACAGGCAUACCAGUUCCCAGGUACAAAAAACUUCAGCUAUUUAGGCUUGAAGUGAUCAAGUUCCAAUCAUAUUGCUGGCAAACAGCAUAAGUUUUGCAAGAAACACGGCCGUAUCAUCAUAUGAAACAAAUGGAACCACCAUCACACUACAUCUCAAAAACCUUCCAAUUAAUCUUCCUUGUAUUCCUACUGCUGAAAAAUGUUUCUGCAGUUUCCCAGCCCAACUAUUUCUUCACAAACUGUGAAGCCAGUGCUAACUACACACAGAACAGCAUAUACAGAGAGAAUCUGUACCAGCUCCUCUCAGAACUUGGUGGACAAGCCUCCUUAUCUGACUUCUACAACAUCACAAAGGGCGAAACUCCUGACAUAGUCUACGGAACAUUCUAUUGUAGACGUGACUUGAAUCGUGAGUUCUGUCGUGAUUGUGUACAGGCAGCCGCGCAAAUGAUUAUAAGAAACUGUACUACUCAGAAGGAGGCUGUUGUCUGGUACCAAGAAUGCACUCUAAGGUAUGCAAACCGUCCAAUCUUCGGUCUAGAUGAAGAUGACGAACGUUACUCAUGGUGGUUCAGCCCUGACAAUGUAUCCAAUCCUAAUCAGUUACAGACGGUGCUAUUUAGAACCAUGGGUAGUCUUAUUCAGAGCGCGGCGUACAACAAUAGCAACCAUGGUUAUGCAACUGGAGACGCCCCUUUUCCCCCGUAUCCAACCUUAUACGGUCUUGUUCAGUGCUCGAAUGAUAUUCUUGGUCCACCUUGUGAAAGAUGUUUGCGCCGUAUUUAUAGAGAUAUGCAAACUUGCUGUAACGGUGGGAGAUUGUGGAUUAUGAUUUUCCGGACCAAUUGCCAAAUGAGGUACAAUAUGGCUCCUUUCUAUUCACCACUGGCUCCACCUCCACCUCCAAGCUUACCAGGCUCUACAGGUGCAGGCAAGGGCGUACUAUUCUACAUAACAAGAGUUGUUGUUCCGGUUGCUGGCUUUGUAUUGCUGCUUCUUUGCGUCCUCGUGGUCUUCUGUGUCUGUAAGAGGAGGAAGAAACAGCAGACACCUUCAGUUUGUGAUCCGCCCAUAGAAAACAAUAAUCCUGUUCUUAACAGCAAUGAAUCCAACAUUGAGCAAUCCAACCCUUCAGACUCAUUGCAAUACAGCCUGGACACAAUCAAAUUUGCUACGAGGAACUUCUCCAUGGAUAACAAACUUGGGGAAGGUGGAUUUGGAGCUGUAUACAAGGGGAGGCUCCCAGAUGGGCAGGAAGUGGCUGUUAAGAGGCUCUCAGAAGAUUCCCGGCAAGGUCAUAGAGAAUUUACCAAUGAAGUACAAUUAGUAGCCAAGCUUCAACACAGAAACCUCGUCAAACUUUUGGGUUUUUGCUUAGAAGGGGAAGAAAAGUUGCUUAUUUUUGAGUUUGUAUCCAACUUGAGUCUGGACAAAUUCCUAUUUGAUCCAAACAGGCGAAAGUAUUUGGACUGGGAAACACGAUUCAGAAUCAUAACAGGAAUUGCACGAGGUCUUUUGUACCUUCAUGUAGAUUCUCGUGUCAAGAUUAUACACCGGGAUUUGAAAACAAGCAACAUUUUGCUAGAUGAACAGAUGAAUCCAAAGAUAGCAGACUUUGGCACAGCUAGGCUCAUGAAAAUUGACCAUACACAGGCCAAUACUACCAAAAUAUUUGGAACAUUUGGAUAUAUGGCACCAGAGUAUACAGCAGCUGGAGUAUUCUCAGUAAAGUCAGAUGUCUAUAGUUUCGGGGUUAUGGUCCUGGAGAUCGUAAGUGGACAAAGCAAUAAUUUGUUUAUUCAAUCAUUUGGGCAGGACAGCCUUUUAAGCCACGCACAGAAACUUUGGAACACAGGGACUAUUAUGGAACUAGUUGAUCCAUCACUAGGGAACAACUUUUCAAGAGCCGAAAUCCUAAGAUGUGUGCAAGUAGGGCUAUUCUCUGUUCAAGAGGACCCUUCAAGUAGACCGACAAUGGAAUCAGUCCUCCUCAUUCUUCAGAACAACUCCUCUGACAUCCAGUUCCCACCGCGCCAUUCAGCAGUAUCAUCUAACACAAAUACGCAGGGUGAGGCUGGAGAAGAUCAAUUGCCAAGUCUGGAAGGUGAUGAGGCUUAUAGCAGAGACUCAACAGACUUGUACCCACGUUGACAAAAUGACAAGUAGUCUCACAUCACCAAGAUAUACUCUCCCUAUAAUAUGACCUCUUCCCCCACCCCCUCACACACACAUACAACCAAGAAAAACUUUUUGUAAUAUUCAACCGAGUUUAUUUAUUGAAGACAUGCUUCUUUU